AUGUACUCUACGCAGCCGAACGGAGCUGAUAGUGCGACAAUCAACCCGGCUGCUCUCAACUCUGAAGACCUACUAAACACUAGCUCUCGCGGCAUCAAAAGAAGCCGAUCCCCCGACAACUUCCAGGAGACAGCUCCCGCAGGUAAUCAAGGUGACUCUAACCCGAGAAAACGUGGAAAGUCGUUGAAAGGAAAAACCUCCGGAAGCAUUUCCGAGACUGCCGGCCAGGCCCUCGUAUCCAACAUGCCUCAAACCAUCCCACCACCGCAAACCCCUCAAAACCAGGCCGCGCCGCUGCCAGGAGGGCAGACUGUCGCCUACGCGCCCGCACAAGCGUCCCCUCCGCCGAAGACCACACCGACGAAGACGACGCUGAAAGCCUUGCCCACUGUGAGAGACCACACCACCGAUCAACUCAAUGCUGCCGGCGAUGAAUAUCUCCCGAGAGAGAUCGACGAAUUUGGGGAGAAGAAGGUGAUGCCCAAUGGCCAGCUCUUGGGUGGCCGUGAAUACAAAUGCCGGACGUUCCUGGUUCCCAACCGCGGUGACAAGCUUUUCAUGCUAGCGACUGAGUGCGCGAGGGUGCUGGGUUAUCGUGAUUCGUACCUCUUGUUCAACAAGAACAGGUCGCUCUACAAGAUCAUUGCCAGCCAGCCCGAGAAGGACGACCUUGUUAGCCAGGAAAUUCUCCCAUUCUCGUACCGGUCUCGGCAGAUCGCAAUUGUGACAGCACGAUCCAUGUUUCGUCAAUUUGGCAGUCGUGUCAUUACCAAUGGCCGAAGAGUUCGCGAUGACUAUUGGGAAACCAAGGCACGCAAACAAGGGUUCACUGAAGCCGACUUGGCUGGUGAGAAGCGCCCCGGGGCCGCGAAGGCAAGAGAAGCCGCAGCCGAAGCACAGAACCAGGUUAUGCUGGGAGGCCCUCACGGAGAGAUCGUCUACAGCAACACUCCCAGCCAGUUCCCCGGCGCCCCUCAACCUCAGAUCGUCCAACCAGGUAUGCUUGGAGCGCCAACCGGAACCACGACCAGAAUGCCCGUGAUAACACUAGGAUCAGAGCUCAGUGACAACCGCCCCCGUGAUUAUAGCGGAAUCCUCAAAGGCGGACCUCGCCAGGAGAUCACCGGCCCGGCCUACCAGGACCAGACGCGCCCCGCGCAGAUUGGAGAAGUUCACGCCCAAGCACACCACGCUGCGGAGUACAACCGAACGCUGAACCAGCAACGUGACAUGCGCGGCGAUUACCUUCAGGGCAUAUGGAGGCGACCGCACGAGCAACCCCAGUCGUCAAACCUGACUCAGGGCGUGGCCACGACUGAUGCGGCAGUACCAACGACGCGGGCAACUCAGUCACCGCACACAACGGCCAGCGGUAUGCCACAGUCUGGCAUCGUGCCCAACCAGAGUCCCCAAAUGAUGAUGACGGCCCCACCAUACUCCCAGUCGAUUCACGCGCAGAAUCCAAUUAGUCAGGCUCCGAUGAGAGGUAUGGCCCAACCGUCUUCCCAAAAGAACAGCAAGCCAACGACUUUGCCUGCAGCAGGGAGUGCGAGCAAUAUGCCACAAGGCGCCCAGGGCUACCACUACCCUGCUUCCGGCCAAAUGUGGCCUCAGACGCAGCAAAACCCUCAGCACAACUACUCGGGGUACACAACGCAGAAUCAACAGUCUCAUCAGCAAUCACCGGCCCCUCAACUCCGGCACGCGAGCAGCGGUGUGCAGCCAGCAAUGCAGUUCUCUGGAAUGCCCGGUAUGGGGCAAAGCUAUGGUGCGGGUCAGGGAAUCUACCCGGCAGAUCAGACUCCUCGUCAAUACAUGCCCCAACCCAACCAAGGCUCGCCGGCUGUCACGCAGGCUUGGUCCAACCAACAGACGCCAGCACAGUGGUGGACAAACCAACCUCAAUGA
Messenger RNA from Colletotrichum truncatum, 1908 nucleotides. Its product is annotated as chromatin structure-remodeling complex protein rsc7. Gene Ontology annotation, cellular component: nucleus; RSC-type complex. Lineage: Eukaryota; Fungi; Ascomycota; Sordariomycetes; Glomerellales; Glomerellaceae. Gene Ontology annotation, molecular function: chromatin DNA binding. The record is from RefSeq and is a predicted model, not a curated record.